Populus euphratica (Euphrates poplar) is the source of this 939-nucleotide messenger RNA. RefSeq names its product nucleolin-like. NCBI's taxonomy places the organism in Eukaryota, Viridiplantae, Streptophyta, Magnoliopsida, Malpighiales, Salicaceae. The record is from RefSeq and is a predicted model, not a curated record. Bases 195 to 728 code for a protein of 177 amino acids. The transcript has 4 exons.
AAACAAUCCAUCCUUAAUACCCUUUCCAUGUAUUCUUCACAGCUAUAAUAAAUCUCUUAAAACCCCAACUUAAACCCCAAUUCAAAACCCUAAUUCUCUCAUUUAUGUCCCUCUAGCUUCCACUCUAGAGAACACAAAUUCUCUAAUUUGGGUUUCUUUUUGUCUCUAUAUUUUUUGUGGUUUUUUUGCAGAAAAUGGAGGGUCUUCUCUGCUCAAACACUGUCGUUUGUGAGGGCUUCUCCCCUUUUUUAAUGGAAGCUUUAGUACUUGAAACAGCCAUUGCUGCUUCAAAGGCACUUGCCUUGUCACUUUUCAUGAUGGGUUCUUUGCCUAAUGGACCCAGUGUCUUGCCAGAAGAGUCAGGCACAAGUCAAGGGUUUCCUUUGAAUGAACUUCAUCCAAAGAAGAAACCUGAUCCUGAUAAUCAAGAUGGCAAUGAUACUGAGGAUGAUGAAGGGGAUGAUGAUGAUGAUGGCCAAGAAGAUCAGGAUGAUGAUGAUGAUGAUGAAGGUGCUGAUGAGGAUGAGCCUGGCAAAGACAGUGAGGAUGGUGGGGAUCCAGAGGAUGAGCCUGAAGCCAAUGGUGAUGGUGGCAGUGAUGACGAUGACGAUGAAGAUGAUGAUGAUGAAGAAGAUGAAGAUGACGACGAUGACAAUGAUGAGGAAGAAGAUGAGGAGGAGGAGGAGGAAGAGGAUAUUCCCCAGCCACCAGCUAAGAGGAGGAAAUGAGGCUAAAAUCAUCUUUUUUCAUAUUUUGUUUUACCUCUUCUUGUUAGGGUGGGAGUUUGGGUUAAAUAGGGAGUGUAGACUGGGAGGAUUCAGGGUGUCUUAUCUGCAUCAUGGUAAAAAAGAUUGUGGUAUUUUUGUGGGACGCAUCUUGGUAUUUCUAAUGUUUAGAAUUCUGUAGUAUUUAUUCACAGUUGCAUAUUUCCCUGUGUUA